Messenger RNA from Naumovozyma castellii, 1191 nucleotides. RefSeq names its product Gts1p (gene GTS1). The transcript has a single exon. The record is from RefSeq and is a predicted model, not a curated record. The coding region runs from base 1 to 1191 and encodes 396 amino acids. Lineage: Eukaryota; Fungi; Ascomycota; Saccharomycetes; Saccharomycetales; Saccharomycetaceae.
AUGGCUAGAUUCAGUAGUGGCAGAUCAAAACUAAAGAUCAAGAAGUCAAGAAACCCAAAUAUUGAAAAUGAAUUAAGAGAUCUCCUAAACGCCCCAGAAAACGCAAAUAAAUGUGGGGAGUGCGGUUCCACUUUCCCUACGUGGUGUUCAAUUAAUUUGGGAGUCUUUUUAUGCGGCAGAUGUGCAUCAGUGCACAGGAAGAUAUUGAAUGGUAGGGAAGACGAUGUGUUUUCCAAUUUGAAGUCUUUAUCUUUGGAUAAGUGGAACAACGAUGACAUGGAUAUCCUCGCUGAGUUGGGUGGGAAUAAAGGGAACCAUAAAUUCUGGAACCCAAAGCAUGAACCUUUCCCAUUUGAUGGUGAUGAUGAUAAAUCUAUAGUGGAGCAUUUCAUCAGAGAUAAAUAUAUUUUGGGGAAGUUUAGAUAUGAUGAAGUUAAACCCGAGGAUUUCGGAGAGAGAGAUGAACGAGACAGUAGGUCUAGAAGUAGAUAUGAUGAUGAUUAUGGUUCUUAUGAUAAUAGGGAUGCAUAUGAUGAUUACCACGGAGGAAGCAAUCGUCAUCAUCCACAUGACUCUCGCCAUGGGAGGUUUAAAUAUAGCAGGCAGUUGAAUGAACUUAGAGAUAUGGGAUAUUCAACAGAUACGCAAAGAAUAAAGGAUGCACUAGAAAGAACACACGGGGAUAUUAAUCGUUCAUUAGAUAUAAUAGAAAGAUCUGAUUCUUCCUCUUACUCUUCAAGAAAUGAGUCUAGAAGCGGCAUGUCUAGUGCUCCAACAAGCGCUCCAUCUGCUGUAUCUAACCCUCCAUUACCUAAAAGGAAAUCCACGCUUUCGGGUCCCCAACCUGCCGUAUUUGAUGGUUUGGAUAGUGUAAUGACCGGAGCUCCAAACGCUGUAACUGGAGCAGUUCCGGGGGGCAUUCAACAGUAUUUGGAUCCGGCAACAGGGACGAUAUAUGUUGACCAACAACAGUAUACGACAGCUGUUCAACAACAACAGCUACAGCUUCAGGCUCAAGCACAGGCGCAGCUUCAAAUACAACCACAGAUGGCUGUCUAUCAGACUCAAAUGCCAUCAUUUUACUACAACGGAAUUGAAAUUACUCCAAAUAACCCACAAUAUCAACAGUUGCUACUAAUGCAACAGCAGCAGGCACCACAACAGUUUCAGUCCGGAUUUUACCCACAAUAA